Molecule: messenger RNA, 801 nt
Organism: Colletotrichum godetiae
Lineage: Eukaryota; Fungi; Ascomycota; Sordariomycetes; Glomerellales; Glomerellaceae
Exons: 3
Coding region: 1-801 (266 amino acids)
Source: RefSeq, a predicted model, not a curated record
AUGUGGUUCAACGCCGGCGGCAGCUGGGGAGCUAGCCUCUCAUCACUCUUUUUGCUCUUCACCCUCAUCCUCAACGUCGCUGCUCAGACCUUUGGAAUCACUCUCGACAAAUCAGCGCGCGACGAUGCACAACGCUUCGUCUACUCCGCCAAGCUUACCUUUGAGCAAGACACGGGAACACUCUUCAACGACGGCCAGCUCUACGGGCUCGCUCGUGCAGCCUUCAACGAAAUGCAGACCAAGUUCAACGCGGAUAAAGUCCGUUUCAACAGACAGCCCGUCAUGAUGGCCGCCAUGGCCCUUGGCAAGGACGUCUAUCUCUCUUCCAACCUCAAGGGUGGCCCAUUCUUGUACACGUACGCCGACUCUCGUCUUAAGCCGCAGGUUGUUGUUGCACUUGAGCGGUGCCAGACUAGCUUGCAGCAGACGGCAAGGCGUGGUGCCACCAUUGAUAGUCAGCACCGGACCCAGGCCAGCUGUGCCGAGGUUGCUGCUGUUCACCAGUACUAUUUGGAUGAUGCCGUGACCGAGGCCGCACGCAACGACCCUCCCCCGACACGUAUCGUUGCCUACGGCAAGGCCGGCCAGGAUGGCCCGAUUGGACCUCAAAACGCAUGCGGUGGUGGUGAUGUUGUACGCAACGGCGUCGUUACUUGGGGAUGCAAGCAGUUCAUGGCUGAUGAACAAAUCACUGUGCCACGGAAACCGACCAAUAAUCUCAACCUGAACCUGCCCAACCCUUUCCCCAAGUUUACCACAACGCAAGUCAGUGUCAUGUGCCCUGGGCAUAAGAAGCCUUAG